CGACAAUGAAGGUGACGGGGCUUCACUGAUCGCACAAGUUGUCGAGAAAACUUGGAAAGCCUCCAGUCGACAACGCCUGCAGACGUAUUGGGAACAGUCCGUUGCGUCGCUUCAUAGUCUGCUAUCAUCAUGUCGAACCCUCCGGACUCAUGGGAAGACCAGGCCGAUGGCCUUCCUCAACAGUUUAACCGAAUGAACGUCGGUGGAGGUCGUUCCACGGCAAAUACCGCCGGUGGAGGUGGAGGACCUGCCUACAACUUUCAGAACUUCAACCUUGGCGCUGCCGAAUUUGUUCCAACUUGGGGUGGACAAGAGCAAUCAUAUGAGCAAGGAUAUGGCAAUUAUGCACAACAACCCUAUGCUUACCACCAGCAGCAAAGCUACAACCAGGGCUACCAGCAACCUUAUCACCAGGGCUAUGGGCAUCAGCAGCAAGGUUACGGUUAUCAGCAAGGUUACCAGCAAGGUUAUCAACAGCAGCAGGCAUAUCAAGGUUACCAGCAGCAGACCCGCCAGCAGCAGUAUCAACCUCAACAACAGUACCAAGCCCCUACCGCGGCGCCUGCUCGGAACCAAGCUCCCGCAAAGGCUGUGUCGAUUUCCAUCGGUGGAAAACCAAAGGAAGCGACGCCCGCGAAGGCAGUAUCUAUCUCGAUCGGUGGCGGAAAUCAAAAGCCCAAAGAGAGUACGACCCCCGCCAAGCUAGCCCAGGCGGAAGCCCAAGAGAAGCCUGCACCAUCACUGAAGCAGGAGGAGCAAGUAGAGACAAAGGAUGAAGUCAAAGAGGCUCCCAAACCCAAAGAAGAGAUUCCUGAGAAAAAGGAGGAAAAGAAGGAAGAGAAAAAGGCAGUAGAACCUGAGCCUGAGGUGGAAGCUGAACCAGAACAAGAAGACGAUGGGACUGACGAGGGCAAAGAACACAUCAAUAUCGUGUUCAUUGGUCACGUUGAUGCUGGAAAGUCCACCAUGGGUGGACACCUACUGUUCUUGACGGGGAUGGUAGAUAAGCGAACCAUGGAGAAGUAUGAGAGGGAGGCAAAGGAAUUAGGACGUGAAUCAUGGUACCUCUCGUGGGCCUUGGACUUGAAUCAAGAAGAACGUAACAAGGGCAAAACUACCGAAUACGGCCGCGGUUAUUUUGAGACAGAAAAGCGACGCUUCACCAUUUUGGAUGCUCCUGGACACAAGAACUUUGUUCCAAGUAUGAUCGGAGGAGCAUCCCAAGCGGAUGUUGGCGUCCUCGUUAUUUCCGCCCGGAAGGGAGAAUUUGAGACCGGUUUUGAGCGUGGGGGCCAGACCCGGGAGCAUGCGAUGCUGGCCAAAACGGCUGGAGUCAAGCGCCUCAUUGUUGUGGUCAACAAAAUGGACGACCCAACUGUGAACUGGUCGAAGGAGCGAUACGACGAAUGUAUUGGGAAGAUUAUGCCCUUCCUGAGGCAAGUGGGAUUCAAUCCCAAGACAGAUCUGGACUGCAUGCCUGUAUCUGGGUUUACUGGUGCCAACUUGAAAGAUCCUUUGGAUAAGAAAAUAUGCGAGUGGUACAGCGGACCCUCACUUAUAAAUCUUCUCGAUGAGAUGGUAAUUCCCGAUAGAGGCUUCAACCGACCAUUUAUGAUGCCUAUCGCCGACAAAUUCAAGGACAUGGGUACAGUUGUGACUGGAAAGAUUGAGUCCGGCAAAGUGCGAAAAGGACAGAGUGUGUUCAUCAUGCCAAACAAGCAAAAAGCAGAGGUAUCUGCCAUCAUGCAGGAAGACCACGAGCUGGCUGUGGCGAAAAGUGGAGACAACGUGAGAUUACGAUUGAAGGGCGUCGAAGAAGAGGAUAUUAUGCCCGGUUUCGUCCUUUGUACCAACAAAAACCCCGUCCACCAUGUCACUGCCUUUGACGCCCAACUGGCUAUCAUCGAGUACAAAAAUAUCAUUUGUGCCGGGUACACUGCCGUCAUGCAUGCUCAUACGAGUGUGGAAGAGAUUACCCUCUCGGCAUUGCUUCAUUCUGUUGACAAAAAGAGCGGGAAGAAAACUAAGCGACCGCCACAGUUUUUGAAGCAGGGGGAUGUUGCGAUCGUACGUGUUCAAACCACCCAACCUAUCUGUUUGGAAACCUAUGCAGAUUAUCCUCAGCUCGGGCGGUUCACUCUUCGUGAUGAAGGCAAAACCAUAGCCAUCGGAAAAGUUACAAAGCUCAUUGUGGACGAAUAAAUCCUGUUGGAUAGCCACCAAUUUAUCAAGAAUUUUAGUAUUAGGGCGAAGCUGCAUUCAGGGUGAAGGGGGGUGUGUUGACUGUUUUAUUUAGCUGUGAUGACGUUCUUUCUCAUUAGCGAUUACAACCAUGGAUAUCUUUUGCAUGAAAUCAUUCGUCUUGUUAAACCA
Messenger RNA from Spizellomyces punctatus DAOM BR117, 2373 nucleotides. RefSeq names its product translation elongation factor Tu. Bases 130 to 2202 code for a protein of 690 amino acids. Lineage: Eukaryota; Fungi; Chytridiomycota; Chytridiomycetes; Spizellomycetales; Spizellomycetaceae. Gene Ontology annotation, biological process: translation; translational termination; nuclear-transcribed mRNA catabolic process, deadenylation-dependent decay. Gene Ontology annotation, cellular component: translation release factor complex. Gene Ontology annotation, molecular function: GTP binding; translation release factor activity; GTPase activity. The record is from RefSeq and is a predicted model, not a curated record. The transcript has 12 exons.